AUGAGUAUGCUGACGCAGCGGCAGUGUUUGGAGGCGCUGCAGAUUGUUGCGGAGGACCUCGCAGGUGGCCCAGAAGCGCUUGCAGAAGAGCACUUCUGGGAGACCUUCGUGCGCGACUACCCCUCCAUUCUGCAGCGGACGCAGGGCCGGUUCAACACCACGGACGUGGACUUCCCGGGAUUCAAGUCGGUCGCGUCCCAGCUGGAAAGCAGCCGUGGCGAGUUCGCCUUCCUGACUGAGAAGCGCGUGUGCAAGAUCGCCGGCCUCGACGGCACCACGGAGGCCCGGCACUUCGGAGAGAUCGCCCGCCUGCAUCGCGCCUUCACGGGCGCCGCGCCCGCCGCUGCCAAUCUAGCCAUCAUUCUGCCGUUUCUUGCCUCGGAGACGGUCUCCAGCUCGGCGCUGGAGAUGAUUCCAGGGCGAGUGCUUCGUGUUGACGUGGUGCUCAACGAGGUGCAGAUGGUGAUUUUCAAUGUUCGUAACCGCGGCUUGUCCAAGCAGGAGGUUACCAUGGCCUGUGAGCAGAUCAAGGACGCCAACCGCCAGGCUCGGGACAACCCUUUCUCGUUCUUCGUCGCUGUCCUGGGGGACUUCAAUUUUAGUAUCGAUGCGGUGCUGAUUUUUCACAGGCCUGAGACUUCAAGGGUCCAGGCCACUCAUGAUCACAGAGUUCACGCGCCGGUAUGGUCUAAGACGCUCGGGGCCAUGAUGGAGGUCUGCUCGGACUCCCCCUCCCACUUCUGCAAGCACACCAACUCUGUGAGCCGUACUGGCCGCUUCUUCUGCUCGGCGGCUGGCUGGGAGGUAUGUCAGCUGACGGUCUCGGCGGGGACGAUCGAUUCGCCCGAGAGCUUGAACGGCAAGGUGGUGUCGGACCGCGCCGCGGUCACGGUUGCGCUGCGCCAGCGUGCAGCACGGCCGCCGCAAGAACGUCCUAUCCCGAAGCUCAUCUUCCAGAGCCCCUUCUUCGAGAGGCGACUUCAGGGUAUGCUGCAGGACGGCGAUGGUGAGCUUCUCUCGUGGAGCCCGCUUGUUUCGAGCGAGCACUAUGAGGAGAUGAUGAAGGAGACGGCGGGGGAGACUCGGGACGUGCUCUUCUUCCAGGCUUACCUGGAUCGAUUUCUGAAGUUUGGGAAGGAUCUCCAGGUAGACGUCCCGUUGGUCCCGCUCUUCAUGCAAGUAACCAAGCGGGCUAAGUACUCGACGCCUGGUAUCGUGAUCGUGUUCGAGUGCUGGGUCUUCGGGAUACGGAUCACUCAUGGAUGUGGCCUCGUUGGGUCCCUGUAUGCACUUGCCUCUGCACCGAUGCUCCAGGACUUUGAAGAGAACUUGGAGAUGGCGGGGAAAGGUGCGGCUAGCAGUGUCAAUUCUUCUCUGCGCCGUACACGCGUUCAAUCGGCUCUAAACUACGUGGCCCAGUUUGUCCCGAUGCCACCAGAUUUCCUCGCGCACGAGAGGGGCGUCGCCUCGCAGGUCUUGCGGCGCCCGCUCGGCAUGCUUAGCAAUGAAUCAAUCCCCGAGCUCCAGUGUUGGGGCGGGCCACGGUUGCCCCCGUGGGCAGUGCGCGCCUCUGCUGCCCUGCUUCGAGCCGCUGCCGUCACCUUCCGCGACUUCUCGACCUACCUCGACCUGAUGAGGGCCAGGGCCCUCGAUUGUCGCGCGGCGACUCGAAUGGUGUACCAGCGCGGUGUCCUGAAUGUGGUGUACCAGCUAGGUGUCCUGCACGUGGUGUGCCAGCUGGGUGUCCUGCAAGUGGUGUACAAGCUGGGUGUCCUGCAAGUGAUGUACCAGCUGGGUGUCCCGCCACCGGUGCGCCAGCUGGGUAUCCUGCAAGUGGCGUGCCAGCAGGGUGUCCUGCACGUGGUGUACCAGCUGGGUGUCCUGCCACUGGUGUACUAG
This is a messenger RNA of Prorocentrum cordatum, 1899 nucleotides long. The record is from the annotation of a GenBank genome assembly. NCBI's taxonomy places the organism in Eukaryota, Dinophyceae, Prorocentrales, Prorocentraceae.